UUUAAAGGACUGAUGCCACGUCGGCGCAAUCCGGAUGCCCCCGUCGCGCCCAAAGCGCCGCGCGUUCGUAAGAAGAAAGUCGAAGCAGACGUGGUUAAGCAGGACUCGACUGUAUACGAACCUCUAAUGCAGUCGAAUGGCAUCAUGGUCGACGAUGCUGGCAUGUAUACACAAGACUUCAGCUUUGCAUUUGGUGCACAACCGACUUUCACGGGACCCGAACAAGCGAAUAGCCCGUACAUGCUGCCACCUCAAAGUAACACGCCACAACCUCCUAUGAUAAUGCGGCAAAUGGCUCCUCCUUCACAAGCCGGUGCGCAAAUGUCUGCUCCUGGACAACCUCAGCCUAUGAAUGCUGUUCCAAGUCCACUGGAAUUUCGCAUCCACGAAAUGAAUCGUCGCCUGUAUAUAUUUAACUCAUCCGGGAUUUGCGAGAAAGACUUUGCUCAGUGGUGGGAUGCAUUUUCCCACGAGUUUUUCGACGAUGAUGCGAAAUUAUGGAUAAAUAUAGUAGAUGAACACAGUCCUCAUUCGGAGAAAUACGUGUUGGGUCGGCAACUUAUACCUCGCUUUUUCCGCUCUUUCUUUGAAAGCAAGAUUCGAGAAAUGUAUUUUGUUAUACGUGGACAGUCUCGCGAGUCACAAACACCUUCUGGAAUGAUACAUUAUGAGAAUCAAGACAUGCUCCAGGUCACAAAACACGACAUUCCCAAUGCAGAGGUGCAAACCAAGUUCAAGCUCUUCAUCGAGUUCACCCCUUACGACGAAAUACUGAAUCACCGGAUACGGACUUGGAGCAUGGAGCUGGAGAGCUGCCAAGAAUUCUUCAUGAAUGAAAUCACGAAGGAGUAUGAGAUUCACCAUCCUGAUGGUAUGGAAAAAUCUUUGCCUUUGACGCGUGUUGGUAUGCCCUUGCAAACCAUGGCAUGCUUAUCGAUGAGUCGCAUCUUGGAGCCUAUGCAAAUGUUGAUGAGUCAAAGCAAAACUUCAGGGCUUUCGCCCAGAGAUGCUAUGACUCGUACGCUGUUUGCUCACCAUACGAAGAUGCAGCAACAACAGCAAAUGGCAAUGCAACAUAUGAACCAACCAUCCAUGUUACCUCCCACAACUGUUGAAGAGCAGAAGCCAAAGCCAGCUCGAAAACGACAACGGAAGACGACUGCAAACAAUAAGAACAAGAAGGCUAAUGCUAGUCCAGCACCGGCAAAUGCCGGUUUUCCGUCCAAUCCUAUGCCUGGCAACUUUUCGUCGAUGGGUUUCCAGGACGUCAUGGUGGUAGGGGAGCCAUCCAUGAUGGGAGGAGACUAUGGUGAAGAGGACGAGCGAACGAUAUCGCGAGUUGAAAAUGCUCAAUACGACCCGAAUGCGCUGCAGCUCCAGAUGCAGUCCAUGGGUCCAAGCGGCCAUAUUGGUGGACCGGGUAUGAGCGGCAUGCAAAGCGGUCCACCUAUGGGUCCUCCAAGUGGGUCACAAAUGAGUGGAAGUGGUCCACUCGUUCCUGGUGGUCCACAAAUGGUACAAGGUGGCGCCAUUGGACCUGGACAAAUGGGUCCAGGAAUGCCUCCAUCUGCCAACCAACAACUCACACAAUUAGGUCAACCGCAAAAUGGCCAUCCACCUCCACAAGGGUACGGAAUUUAUCGGUUAGUUGUUGGUAUAGUGAAAUUCAGCUACAAUUGCCCGUGUGAUUAUGGUUGUGCUAAGGCGCACAGUCGUUGGCAGUUGUGGGACAUUCACGGUGCAGAUCGAAAAAUAAGUGUUUGUUUGAAAUAUUCUGUGUCAUCACCACUACCUAUACUGUGAUGCCAGCAUGUUUGCAAUUUUCUCUUUUUGGCAUUUUUUCACUUUCAUUUGUUACCCUCCUUGUUGCGCUAGCUUCAUGCUGGACGAAAUGCGCAAUUUCGUUCUUUCUGAUUCACUAACUUUUUUUGAAUCCGGCAUUUGCACACUGAUUUACCUUAAUUGUCAUUUAUUCGGUGAAAUGUUCAUGUUUUUCUUUUCUUUUGUUUAACAGAUUGCUUAAACGCAUAUAGGCCAAGAAAUUGAGUUCUAACUCAAUCCAAGUUAUCUCUGUCUUCGCUGUAAGCUAAUGAUAAGCCAUUCUAUUGGUCUCUGCACCUCGCUGUCGUAACCCUCUCGUACUGCACACUCUGAGCGUGGAUCUAACUUAACCCAAAAAACGAGAGAUAAUCUGCCUAUCUAAAUUCACCAGUUGUACAUUCGAUCUCAUUUCGCUGUAUCUGCUCCUUACAUUUUACGAUGUGAUUAUGCUCGAUGUGCUAGCGCAACAGAAAAGCGCUGAAUUGGCUUCUAUCACAUAUAUAGACGAGAUCUGUUUGAAAUAAACUGCAUAAUAAACAUUGUUUUGUUU
Molecule: messenger RNA, 2371 nt
Organism: Cylicocyclus nassatus
Lineage: Eukaryota; Metazoa; Nematoda; Chromadorea; Rhabditida; Strongylidae
Source: the annotation of a GenBank genome assembly